Messenger RNA from Zerene cesonia (dogface butterfly), 641 nucleotides. RefSeq names its product vesicle transport protein GOT1B. Gene Ontology annotation, biological process: retrograde transport, endosome to Golgi; endoplasmic reticulum to Golgi vesicle-mediated transport. Gene Ontology annotation, cellular component: endoplasmic reticulum; membrane. The transcript has 5 exons. The record is from RefSeq and is a predicted model, not a curated record. Bases 137 to 559 code for a protein of 140 amino acids. NCBI's taxonomy places the organism in Eukaryota, Metazoa, Arthropoda, Insecta, Lepidoptera, Pieridae.
ACAUUUAAAAAUUCGAUAACAAAAUGACGUGGAGUAUCAGGUUAGAAGUUUGUUUUACCUCGUAUUUACAAAUAUUUUAAGAGAAAUAAAUAGUAAAUGCAUAUAAUAUAACAGCCAGCAUAAUAAGCUAACCAAAAUGAUUGAGAUAUCCGACACCCAGAAGAUCGGUGUUGGGCUCGCUGGAUUCGGAAUGACGUUCCUUUUCCUCGGUGUAUUAUUAUUGUUUGAUAAAGGCCUACUGGCCAUUGGUAAUAUUCUAUUCAUAAGUGGACUGGCAUGUGUGAUCGGGCUGCAAAGGACCUUCUUCUUUUUCUUUCAAAGGCACAAAAUAAAAGCAUCGGUCGCUUUUUUUGGGGGGAUUAUUGUUGUGCUCCUCGGUUGGCCCAUGUUUGGUAUGAUAGCUGAGAUCUAUGGGUUUCUAUUAUUAUUCAGGGGUUUCUUGCCAGCGGCCAUUAAUUUCCUGAGAAUGGUGCCAGUAUUAGGGUCUCUUCUUAACCUACCUAUAAUAAGAGGGAUCGUUGACAGGAUAGCUGGUGACACUGGCCGAAAUAUGGUAUGAUAAUGUUGCCAUACCAAAAGACUAUUAGUGUAUAUUUUAUCUGUGAAAGUGGAUGCGUGUUAAAUAUAUUUUUAAUUGUGUA